AUGGCUGAGAAUCUCGCUGUCCGAAGCCAGAGCAUGUCAGGCCGCAAAAAGAGUGUCGCAGAGGAGCCGGUGACCUCCGUUCUCAGCGCUGGCGGUAUUCCCGUCUACAGCGAGCGCGAAUUGACUGCCGAUGAAGAAGUCCUGGCAGCACUAGGCUACAAACCCGAGUUUAAGAGAGAGUUCAGCUUGUGGACCACAUUCUGUGUCAGCUUUGCUGUGCUAGGCUUGCUGCCCAGUUUCGCCAGCACGCUAUACUAUGGCAUGGGAUACGCGGGUACACCCGGUAUGGUCUGGGGAUGGCUUAUCGCCAUGACCUUCAUCCAAUGCGUCGCCAUGAGCAUGGCUGAACUGUGCUCUUCGAUGCCUACAAGUGGGGGGUUAUACUACGCUUCGGCGGUUCUGGCGCCACCGGGGUACGGGCCGCUCGCAGCCUGGUUGACCGGCUGGUCGAAUUGGCUGGGACAAGUCACUGGUGCCCCCUCUGUCGACUAUCCUAUGGCCGAAAUGAUCCUUGCUUGCGCUUCCAUCUCCAAUCCCAGUUACGUUCCUCAAAAUUGGCAGGUCUGGCUGCUCACGACAUUGAUUUUGCUCAUACAUGGGUGUAUCAGCAGCAUGCCUACAAAGUGGAUCGCCAAUUUCAAUUCUGUUGGAUCGACAUUCAAUAUCAUUGCGCUCUGUAUUGUUCUUAUCCUCAUCCCGUCUGCGACCAAUAGAGAGUCACAAGGCCUCCCUCGCUUUACCCCUGCGAGCGUUGUUUGGAAUGAUUUUUAUGAUGGAACAGACUUCCCCAAGGGUGUCUCGAUCCUGAUGACAUUCGUUGCCGUGAUCUGGACCAUGAGCGGCUACGAUGCACCAUUUCAUUUGAGCGAGGAGUGCGCCAAUGCGAACGUUGCAGCACCCAGAGCGAUCGUUUUGACGAGCGGUAUCGGAGGGCUGUUUGGCUGGUUCUUACAAUUGGUGGUUGCCUAUACGGUCAUAGACAUUGAUGGUGUCCUCACCUCAUCACUAGGUCAGCCAUGGGUGUCGUACCUUCUUCAAGUCUUGCCUCAGAAAGUGGCUCUCGCCGCGGCGUCCCUGACCAUCAUUGCUGCCUUUUCCAUGGGCCAAGGCUGCAUGGUUGCUGCUUCCAGAGUUACUUUCGCCUACGCCCGCGAUGACUGCUUUCCCUGUUCCUGGUGGAUAAAGCGCGUCAACAAACACACCCACACUCCUGUCAAUGCAGUCUGGUUCAACACUACGCUCGGCAUCCUCAUGACCCUCCUUGUCUUCGGUGGACCACUCGCAGCUGGCGCACUGUUCUCUAUUGCUGCCGUCGCAGCUUUCGUCGCGUUCACGAUACCUAUUUUCAUCCGCGUUUUCUUCGUCGGCAAUCGAUUUAGGGCUGGUCCUUGGAAUUUGGGCCCCUUCAGUAUGUACAUUGGCAGCGCGGCUUGUGCGUUCGUGGCUCUCAUGGUGCCGAUCCUAAUGCUUCCGAGCUUGACUGGCUCCGAUCUGACUGCGUCGGGCAUGAACUGGACGGUUCUUGUAUAUGGAGGUCCGAUGACGAUGAUCACCAUCUGGUGGUUUGUGAGUGCGCACAAAUGGUUCAAAGGACCGAAGGUUAACAUCGAGCAUCAAAUGCUUGGCCGUGACGGCAACGUUGUUGAGGGCAAGGAUCAGGACAGCGGUGACUCAAGCGCUGGAAGUAUUACGAAAGAGGAUAGGGAUUUGGAUGAUAAGAGGGCAGCUGAUCUUGCCUGA
This is a messenger RNA of Letharia columbiana, 1740 nucleotides long. RefSeq lists its product as uncharacterized. NCBI's taxonomy places the organism in Eukaryota, Fungi, Ascomycota, Lecanoromycetes, Lecanorales, Parmeliaceae. The coding region runs from base 1 to 1740 and encodes 579 amino acids. Gene Ontology annotation, biological process: transmembrane transport. Gene Ontology annotation, cellular component: membrane. Gene Ontology annotation, molecular function: transmembrane transporter activity. The transcript is spliced from 7 exons. The record is from RefSeq and is a predicted model, not a curated record.